GUGGCCGAGGCCUGGGGAUAAAGCCGAUUGGUGUGUAAGCAAAAUCUGUCACUGGCUUUGGUGAUUCGAAAGGCAGACACAUUUUUUUCAUCCCUGUUAAGCCUCAUCUGAUACAGGGGAUUUUCCUGCCAUUAAAUCUGGAGUAAGAAAAAUAAGCGCUCGAACCUGCACGAGCGACUAUUCCUCUUGCUCCCUGUACCCUGCCCCCAGCUCCCCUCCACACACCUUUCCUUCCCUGUUGGACCACUUGUAGUCUCUGUGGCUGCCUGACUUGGGAGAUGGAUGGCCUGAGACAACCGAGACAGGACCAGGCGGCCUCCCCGGAGGGUACAGAUGCCACAGCCGGGUGGCUCUAAGCCAGCAAGGCGCGUGACAGGCAGAGGGAUGCUGGUCCUGCUUCUGCAUGCGGUGUUCCUCGGCCUGCCCUGCGCCCGGGCCGCGGAGGCCUGUACUCGCGCCUGCCCCGCCGCCUGCACCUGCAGCAGCGUGGAGCGAGGUUGCGCCGUGCGCUGCGACCGCGCGGGCCUCCUGCGGGUGCCCGCCGAGUUCCCGUGCGAGGCGGCCUCCAUCGACCUGGACCGCAACGGCCUGCGCAUCCUGGGCGAGCGGGCCUUCGGCACGCUGCCGUCACUGCGCCGCCUGUCGCUGCGCCACAACAACCUGUCCUUCAUCACGCCUGGCGCCUUCAAGGGCCUGCCGCGCCUGGCCGAGCUGCGCCUGGCGCACAACGGCGACCUGCGCUACCUGCACGCGCGCACCUUCGCCGCGCUCGGCCGCCUGCGCCGCCUCGACCUGGCCGCCUGCCGCCUCUUCAGCGUGCCUGAGCGCCUCCUGGCCGAGCUGCCCGCCCUGCGCGAGCUCGCCGCCUUCGACAACCUGUUCCGCCGCGUGCCGGGCGCGCUGCGCGGCCUGGCCAACCUGACGCACGCGCACCUGGAGCGCGGCCGCAUCGAGGCGGUGGCCUCCAGCUCGCUGCUGGGCCUGCGGCGCCUGCGCUCGCUCAGCCUGCAGGCCAACCGCGUCCGCGCCGUGCACGCCGGCGCCUUCGGGGACUGCGGCGCGCUGGAGCACCUGCUUCUCAACGACAACCUGCUGGCCGCGCUGCCGGCCGACGCCUUCCGCGGCCUGCGCCGUCUGCGCACGCUCAACCUGGGUGGCAACGCGCUGGGCCUGGUGGCGCGCUCCUGGUUCGCCGACCUGGUCGAGCUUGAGCUGCUCUACCUGGACCGCAACAGCAUCGCCUUCGUGGAGGAGGGCGCCUUCCAGAACCUCUCGGGCCUCCUCGCCCUGCACCUCAAUGGCAACCGCCUCACCGUGCUCGCCUGGGCCGCCUUCCAGCCCGGCUUCUUCCUGGGCCGCCUCUUCCUCUUCCGCAACCCGUGGCGCUGCGACUGCCACCUGGAGUGGCUGCGGGACUGGAUGGAGGGCGCAGGGCGCGUCACCGAUGUACCGUGCGCGUCCCCGGGCUCCGUGGCCGGCCUAGACCUCAGCCAGGUGGCCUUCGGCCGCUCCUCCGAUGGCCUUUGUGUGGACCCCGAGGAGCUGAACCUCACCGCGUCCAGCCCGGGCCCGUCCCCAGAGCCAGUGGCUGCCACCGUGAGCAGGUUCAGCAGCCUCCUCUCCAAGCUGCUGGCCCCGAAAGGCCCAGUGGAGGAGGUGGCCAACACCACGGGGGGUCUGGUCAAUGCCUCCGUGCCUGACAACCUUCCCUCCCGCGGGGUGGCAGGCUCGGGCUGCGGGACCACCUUUCUCCUCGCCUCCUGUCUCCUGCUCGCCGCGGCCCAGCACUCCGUGUGUGACUUGCAGAGGAACUGAACCUGCUUCGUUGGGAUGUCCCAAACUGCUUUGGCCAAAGGGGGAAAGUUUGCUUAUCUGGGCUUGGGGGUGUUUUGAUUGAGGGGAGAGGGGACAGGGUGGAAGCCCAUGGUGAAAUUUUGGAUGCAAGGUGGAAGGUAUGAUUUAGUUCCGGAGACGGCCCCCAGGCUGAGGACGGAACGGGGAGCUUACAGAUGUCUGCUUUUGUCACAUGGAUGCCCAUUGGGAAGGAGUAAGAAUGAAUGUGCGCCCCCAAGUGGGAAGAUUAGGAAUUGGAAGCUCCUAGGGCUCCGCCCCCACCCCUUCCCCCACCUUCCAGGCAGCAGUGCCCGCACUGCCUGCAUUAGACAGUCGAAUCAUUGGCCAAGUACUAAGAACUGUGCCAAUUCUCCAGGUGGGGUAACCUAUUAAACCCAGCCCUUUUGUUGUCUACCACAAUCUUCCCCCACUGCCAAACCACCCAGGGGCUGGGAGACACCAGGGUUCAGGAAGAUGGACAGGACAAGAAGGAAGGGAGAUGGGAGAAGGUGGUGAUUCCUGGAUUAGGAGGUGUUUAAAACAAAGAUCCAUUGCAUUUACUCCACAACUAUUCUCAGGGGGCCGUCUGAGCCAGAAAAAGUUUGGGUCAGAGUAGGGAAAAAGGGGGCAGUGGGGUGUGUUUAUGGACAAAUAAAUAUGUAAAACCCUAAAGUUAGAAAACAAAUGGUAAGCGGAUUUCUCUACCGAGGGACUUUGCAGUCUUUCAUAUGCUAACGCGCAUUGUGAAGCUCCCCGGAAGCCGCACAAUCCUCUCUGCUUAGCGUUUUCUGGGCAGGCUGCUGAGAAGACGCGGAGGUGCUGCGUCUGGGGACUGGGACUCUCAGCUCCCGCGAUGAUUCCAGUAGUUGUAGGAAUUAUUAUGGGCUGCACACUUUGGGACUCACAGCCAAGAGGAAUGCAGGCAGCCCGGAGCUGGGAAGGAGGAUUUGGAAAUUUCUCAGGCUGGGAGCCGGCCAGCUAUGUAAACCAGAGGGCGCCACGGCCCCUGGGUGUGCUGUUCUGAGGGCACGGUUGCCAAAUCCCACCCCAAGGGCCCUAACAGGCCAGUUUUUUCCUCAAGAUUGCAGUGGAAAUGGACAGAGACUGACUGUUCUGUUGACCUCAGGAUCAGCAGCUCUUUCAGCAAGGGUAGGCUUUGCAAGGCUGUGUCUUCCUUUUUUUUUUUUUCCCUGUAAGAUGGAUUUUUAUUUAUUUGAAAGGCAGAGUUACAGAGCCGAAAGCUGGCUCUGCUGUGCUUCCUGCCCAUCUCUGUGGUCAGCAGCUGAUCCAUCCUGAGCUGGUCACAAGAGGCUCAGGUUCCUGGCGGACUGUGGGAUGGUUAAAUCAACGGAAGUGCUGUACGUUUGCACUGAUGGCUGCAUUCGAGAAUAUUCUGAAACUCGUCAUCUUCUUGAUGUCCUGAGUUUUUCUCUGUGUAUUUGAAGAGGUGGGUUUUCAAAGCCCCAAGGAUUCAGGGUGCCCCAGCCUGUCAGUUCUUCCUGGUGACUGUACUUCUACGUCUUAUUAGCGGUGGUGCAGAAAGAACUGCCUGCGCCAGGAGAGUUGACAUGGGCCUUGCCCCUUAGUGCUCUUCAAGUCAAUUGAACGGGUCAUGAGCAGCAUUUAAAAAAAACAAAAA
Molecule: messenger RNA, 3472 nt
Organism: Oryctolagus cuniculus (rabbit)
Lineage: Eukaryota; Metazoa; Chordata; Mammalia; Lagomorpha; Leporidae
Gene: NYX
Product: nyctalopin
Cellular component (GO): plasma membrane
Molecular function (GO): protein binding
Source: RefSeq, a predicted model, not a curated record